Messenger RNA from Miniopterus natalensis, 1362 nucleotides. RefSeq names its product fibroblast growth factor 13 (gene FGF13). The record is from RefSeq and is a predicted model, not a curated record. Gene Ontology annotation, molecular function: growth factor activity. NCBI's taxonomy places the organism in Eukaryota, Metazoa, Chordata, Mammalia, Chiroptera, Miniopteridae.
CGGCUCCUCCUUCACCCUUUUCCUUUCUUCCCCACUUCCUCACAGGCAGUGGCGGCGGCAACGGUGGGGGAAAGCGGAUUCCUCCCCAUUCCACACCAAGGGGAGCUCCGGGUUGAGACUUGCCGCCCUAAGGACUCUCCCAAGUCCCGCCCGCUCCGUGAGGACUUCCAUCUCUUGGGCGAACCUUGUCAAGCAAGCUGGGAUCUAUGAGUGGAAAGGUGACCAAACCCAAAGAGGAGAAAGAUGCUUCUAAGGUUCUGGAUGACGCCCCCCCUGGCACACAGGAAUACAUUAUGUUACGGCAAGAUUCCAUCCAAUCUGCGGAAUUAAAGAAAAAAGAGUCCCCCUUUCGUGCUAAGUGUCACGAAAUCUUCUGCUGCCCGCUGAAGCAAGUACACCACAAAGAAAACACAGAGCCCGAAGAGCCUCAACUUAAGGGUAUAGUUACCAAACUGUACAGCCGACAGGGCUUCCACUUGCAGCUGCAGGCAGAUGGAACCAUCGAUGGCACAAAAGAUGAGGAGAGCACUUACACUCUGUUUAAUCUCAUCCCUGUGGGACUUCGAGUGGUGGCUAUUCAAGGAGUUCAAACCAAGCUGUAUUUAGCAAUGAACAGCGAGGGAUACCUGUACACCUCGGAACAUUUCACACUUGAGUGCAAAUUCAAAGAAUCCGUGUUUGAAAAUUAUUAUGUGACAUAUUCAUCGAUGAUAUACCGUCAACAGCAGUCAGGCCGAGGGUGGUAUCUGGGUCUGAACAAAGAAGGAGAGAUCAUGAAAGGAAACCAUGUGAAGAAGAACAAGCCUGCGGCCCACUUUCUGCCCAAACCAAUGAAAGUGGCCAUGUACAAGGAGCCGUCGCUGCACGAUCUCACGGAGUUCUCCCGAUCUGGAAGCGGGACCCCAACCAAGAGCAGAAGCGUCUCCGGAGUGCUGAACGGAGGCAAAUCCAUGAGCCACAAUGAAUCGACGUAGCCAGUGGGGGCAAAACACAAGGGCUCUGUAACAGAACCUUACUCCAGGUGCUGUUGAAUUCUUCUAGCAGUCCUUCACCCAAAAGUUCAAAUUUGUCAGUGACGUUUACCAAAUAAAUGGGCAAAGUUCACUAUUCUCUCUGCCAUUAAACUUUAUCAUCCAUACUAAAGCCCCAUCAUUUAGACUGAGCUUGUGCAAAAGAAUUCUAAGCAUUAUCAUGAACUAAAUCUGGGAGGACUGUCCCAUUUUCUCAUGAUCUGACUUUAACUUUGGGGAUGACGAACCACAAUCAUUUCGCAGCACUCAUGCUGAUAAAAAUUUGCCCUCCAAAUAAGAAAGUGUAAAAGGCCACAAUUGCUCUUCAAAAAUAAAACAUAACAAAACAAAA